Messenger RNA from Eruca vesicaria subsp. sativa (arugula), 2119 nucleotides. The record is from the annotation of a GenBank genome assembly. NCBI's taxonomy places the organism in Eukaryota, Viridiplantae, Streptophyta, Magnoliopsida, Brassicales, Brassicaceae.
AUGGAAUCUGAGGGAGUGUCACUACCAUUGUUUCACAAGCAUCCUAUGAUCCCUUGGAAUGAUCUGAGGAGAGGUGACUGUUGUGAAUACUUUGAAUCUCAGAGCGAUGGCUACUAUUGUAAACUCUGUGAUUUUUUCGUGCACAAGAAAUGUGGCGACGAGGAACUCUCUGAAUUUAUGGACCACCCAUAUCAUCCCAAUCACACUCUCCAUCUUCGUCCACAUAUUCAAGUUCAAGGUAUUAAUAAAACCCUAUGUGAUUUAUGUGAUAGGAGAAUCUUGUUUCUAUCCUAUCGUUGUGAUAUGUGUGACUUCGACUUGGAUCUACGCUGCCUCAAGUACACACCACCAGAAGUUAUUGACAAUUCCAAGAAGCACCACCACAAGCUCACACUUGUCAAGGAACGGACUAAAAUCGACUGUUGUACUAAAUGCGGGAAGGCUGGUCGUGGAUAUCCAUACAAAUGUGAUGAAUGUGAAGAUGUAGCUUUCCAUGUGGAUUGUGUAUGGCACCCACCAUCAGUAGAGCUAAAUCACUCACCAGAGAUAAACCACUCUUACCACUCUUUACAUCAUCCUCUUAAGCUCCUCACGGGUCCACCACCUGAUUAUUCUGAUGGAAUAUGUCGUCUUUGCGGAAGAAACGUUGAUGAAGAUUUGUUUUAUCAUUGUUCUUCUUGUGAUUUCACUUUGGAUAUGCGUUGUGUUUUGAAUCCGCCACCAAAAACUGUUGUGGAUUUGAAAGCUCAUGAUCACCAACUCACCCUUCUUCCAAGACUCGAUUCUUUUACUUGUAAUGCUUGCGGCCUCAAGGGAGAUCGAAGCCCUUACAUAUGUGUUCCAUGUUGUUUCAUGAUCCAUCAACACUGUCUUUCCCUUCCACGUGUCAUUAACAUCAAUCGUCAUGAUCACCGUGUUUCUCGUACUUCGGUUCUUGGUGACGGUGCUAUGAAUUCUGUGUGCGGAGUUUGUCGCAAGAAGGUGGACUGGAAAUAUGGGGGAUUUUCUUGUCUGAGGUGUCCUCCUGGCUAUGUCGUUCAUUCGAGAUGCGCUACCAGAGAUGAUGUAUGGAACGGGAAAGAACUUGAAGGAUUACCUGAAGAAGAAGAAGAAGAAGAUAUAGAACCAUAUGUGGUGAUAGAUGACAACACUAUACAACAUUUCAGUCACAAAGAACAUCACCUAAGACUCCAUGGAAAUGGUAUUUUGUAUGAUGACAACAAACGGUGCAGCGCAUGCACCCAUUCCAUAUGUCUCCAAUCCUUUUAUGGAUGUCUGGAUUGUGAUUUUUUUCUCCAUCAGAGCUGUGCUGAAUGUCCUAAAAAAAGAAGGCAUGUCCUACACAAUGAUCGGCUCACUUUAGUUACAAAAAAUGAGCCAGAUGCCUUCGUUUGUUAUGCUUGCCAACGAUUUUCCAAUGGUUUCAUGUACAAGCAUGGUGAUACAACCUUUGAUGUCUUGUGCGGUUCAAUUUCAGAGCCAUAUGUCCAUCUAAGUCAUCCCCAACAUCCCUUAUAUUACAUUCCAACAAAAGAAGAUCACAUAUGCAAUGGUUGCAACGGGAAAUGGAGAUCAAAUGUCCUCAGGUGCAUUGAAAGUGAUUGUGGAUUUUUAUUGUGCUUCAGAUGUGCCACUAUACCACAAUUGGUAAAGCACAGAGUAGAUGAUCAUCCUCUCUCACUAUGCUAUGGCGAAGAAGAAGAAGAAGAGGCAAGUGGUAAAUACUGGUGUGACAUUUGUGAAAAAGAAACCAAUCCAAAGGAAUGGUUCUACACGUGUAAAGAUCACUUGGCUAGUUUGCAUACAAAGUGUGUGCUCGGAAACUUUACAGGGUUGAUGCCUAAAAGCGUAACAAAGUUGUGGUACCAAUCGUAUGAGGUGGUGCUCAAUAAAAGUGUAACUCGCCCAUUUUGCAGCUCGUGUAAGUCUCGUUGCAUGUACCCUAUCAUCCUCAAGUUACUUGGAAGAACCUCGGAGACAUACACUUGCUCUUCUUAUUGUAUAGUUCCUUAAGAAUUUUCUUGUAAACUAUUAUAGUCUUUUUAGAUGUAGAAGGAAAUCUGAAGUUAAUUACCAUGGACUUUGUCGUAUAAGUAGCUUCUCAAUAAUUCAACAAAAC